AUGGGCGACGGUGACCCCACUGCUACGAUGGUUCAAACCCUGCGGUGGCAAACGGGCCAUCCAGGCUCGGCCACGUGGUCUGGCACCGACGCCAGCACUUUACUUGCUCUUGGACAAAAGGCGUUCACCCGUCUCUCAAGCGAUGGUGACAACAUGUUUAGUCGUGAGGAAGCCAGUGGAGUUGCCGAGCUGCCCACAGAACAUGAGCCGAUCACGGACGCAGAGGGGCAGGACGGAACGCUGGCCACGGAGAUGCCGACGGACCGGCACAAUGAGGCCACUGUGCUUCCAACCGAGGUUGAUGGCCACCCUGUACAAAUGGAAGCCUCUGCACAGCCGGAAAAGUACAUUACAGCCAUUCAUAGUCCCAACUGGAUUGCAACUCGCGUCCUGCAAAUUCUUCUAUUCGCUGGCCUGGACCCUGGACUUUCUACAGUCUGGAAGCAGGAGCGCUGGCAAAGGAAGACUCAGAGCGCCAUUGGUCUGCUGACGGGAGAGACGGUUCUGAGAUGCCAACCCAGCCGGAAGUUGACGUCCCACAUGGAGGGAGAACAGGUCGCGAUGUUUCUCGAGAUCGGAACAGUGGGAGACUCGGAACAGGACCUCCAUCGUCAUCUUCGGGAACCUAUGCGAUCUGGCAGCGUGGAAGCUAGUGUUCGGACGCUUCAGACAGGAUCGACGUCAACGGAACCCACUGGCGAAUCGCAUCGUGGAGCUCCUUCCAGACAACGCGUGAUGACCACGGAUGACCUGCCAAUCUUCCAAAACACUGGCAACACUUGCUACCGGAGUCUUCUAGCCAUGGUACAGGAAUGGCAACAGACGGCAGAUGGCUUGCAAUUUCUGAUACACCCACCGAGGAUUCUUUUCCUUCAAGUCAUGCGUUUCUCCCUUCAGCAUGGCCGGGUCAGGAAGAACAAUGUUCGCCUCAAGAUCCCUGACAGUAUUUUAAUUCCUACUCUGGUGGAUGGACGGAAAUAUUGCAAUCCUAUCGUGUCGUAUCCGGCGUAUACUAUCUUGGCAGCAGUCCACAAUCAGGUCACUACAGAGCCUUCUUUCAUGAUAUCCGAGACGCGAACAUCGGUGACAGUCACAGAUACACUUCUGAAGAUGGGGUGA
This is a messenger RNA of Symbiodinium natans, 1119 nucleotides long. The record is from the annotation of a GenBank genome assembly. Lineage: Eukaryota; Dinophyceae; Suessiales; Symbiodiniaceae.